Messenger RNA from Brassica oleracea var. oleracea, 807 nucleotides. RefSeq names its product EPIDERMAL PATTERNING FACTOR-like protein 1. The transcript is spliced from 3 exons. The record is from RefSeq and is a predicted model, not a curated record. Bases 232 to 630 code for a protein of 132 amino acids. Gene Ontology annotation, biological process: guard cell differentiation; stomatal complex development. Lineage: Eukaryota; Viridiplantae; Streptophyta; Magnoliopsida; Brassicales; Brassicaceae.
UAUUCUGUCUCCCCCACUCCGUCUUGUUCCUUUCACCCUUCCCUCUCACUUUUACCAUUUUACCCCUUCCUCUCACCUUAAAAGAUUUCUCCAUCUCACUCAUUUUAAAACAACUGGUCCAAAAGCUUCUUCUCUCUGUUUUGCUUUUCAAAAUUUCUUGAAAUUUCACUCUCUCUGUUUAGCUUCUAAACUCUUGAAAUUUCACUAGACGCACAUGAAAGUUUCUCAUCUAUGGUUGGUGAUAGGCUACUAAACUCGAAGAUCAACAUGUUCACUACUUACAAUUCUACCCUUCUCCUCCUCUUCUUCCUCGUUUUCAUCACUCCACACGUCUCAUCCUUUCUUCAACCUGUCCAGCCUCCCAAUUCUCCCCAAGUGGCUUUGGUCGAAGAUAAAGCAAGAUUAGGUUCUACACCACCGAGCUGCCACAACAGCUGCAACGGCUGCCAUCCUUGUAUGCCUACUCAAGUCCCCACUCUCCCGAGCCGCUCCCGUUUCACCCGAGUUGACCCGUUCUCCGGCGGUUUCGUACGGCCUCCUUCCUCCCUAACCACCGUACUAGACCAGUACUCUAACUACAAGCCCAUGGGAUGGAAAUGCCACUGCAAUGGACACUUUUACAACCCUUGAAACCAUCAUCUUGGGGUUAGGUCUCUCCUUUAUUUUAAGUUUAAAUUUGAUUUUGUAUAAUUGAGACUAGAGGUGUUCUUUGUAUAUGUACGGCUCAAUUUGUAAAUAAUCAAAAAGGUCUGUGAUUAUUUUGAAGAAGAAGAAAAAAAACAAAAUCGCUGAUGUCGUCACUGAUAA